Messenger RNA from Colletotrichum karsti, 1473 nucleotides. Its product is annotated as benzoate 4-monooxygenase cytochrome p450. The coding region runs from base 1 to 1473 and encodes 490 amino acids. The record is from RefSeq and is a predicted model, not a curated record. The transcript has 5 exons. Gene Ontology annotation, molecular function: iron ion binding; monooxygenase activity; heme binding. Lineage: Eukaryota; Fungi; Ascomycota; Sordariomycetes; Glomerellales; Glomerellaceae.
AUGUUUCUUACUUACUCACACAAUGUCGUCGUCGGCGCAUGCGUUGCACUGGCUGGAUCAUAUCUCAUACUCCGCAUCAUUUACAACCUCUUCUUCCACCCUCUGGCCAAGAUCCCUGGCCCCAAGCUGCCCGCGGCAACAUCUCUGUGGCUCUUCUAUUCCGACUUCAGAGGCCAUGCCUGCGACGACAUCUUCAAUCUUCACAAACAAUAUGGCAAAAUCUCACCGGACGAAGUGUCCAUCAAGGACAUCGACGCCUUUCACAAGGACAUCUACGCCCAAAACACCAAGUUCCAAAAGUCGGCGUACUACUAUCACGCCUUCCACAGCCCAGACUCGAGCGUCUUCUCGGAGACCAACAAGGAGAUCCACGCAAAGGAGAAGCGCCUGAUGUCCCACGCCUUCUCCCGUGCCAACCUCGUCGGUUACCAGAAGAACAUGUACGAGAACACCGCUUCGUGGAUAGGACGGUUGAAAAGCUACGCAAAUGUCGGCCGCGUCAUUCCCCUGUGGCACGCCACGCAGUGUCUCACGCUCGACACCGUCUCCGGCUUCAGCUUCGGCUCGAAGGCCGGGGCGCUUGAGGCGGAGGACUUUUAUCACCCGCUGUUUGUCGGGUUCGAGACUUUUGCGCCGCUUGUCGUCUUGUUUCAGCAGUUCCCGCUUUUGAAGCCCAUAUUCGGCGCUUUUCAAAAGUUCAUGUCUUUUGGUUUCGGUCCUAUAAACCAGAGCUCGGCAAAGGCUCUUGACCGUCUCAACGAGAAGAAGGGACGGCAGGAAGAAGAUUCCGGGAUGAUCAUGUUCGACAGCAUGGUCGCCCGCGCCGAGAGCAACGGAAUUCACAUCAGUCCUCAACGCCUUGUGCAGAACGGAAGCUUGAUGCUCGGUGCCGGGACCGGCACCACCGCUUUGGUCCUAACCACGGCUAUCUACCACCUCAACGCUCAACCCGAGGUGUGGAAAAGCCUUCAAUCAGCUCUGUUGGAUCGAUUUCCCGACUUCCUGAACGAGCAGCCCGACGUCGUCCAACUGGAGAAGGUCCCGCUGUUGGAAGCAUGCAUCAAGGAGGCCAUGAGGGUCAGCAUACCAAUUCGGGGUAGAUGGCCACGCGAGGUACCGAAGGGGGGCCUUGACAUCCACGGCCUCUACAUCUCUGAGGGGUACAGCGUGUGCUCCUCCGCAUUAUUAUACUGCAACGAUCCAGAUGUCUUCCCAGAGCCAGACAAGUUCAAGCCGGAACGCUGGCUCGAUGCCGAGAACGCUCAUGACAUGCAGCGGAAUCUCGUCGUCUUUUCACACGGAUCGAGGGCUUGUAUUGGCCAGAACUUUGCUCAAAUUGAGCUGAAGAUCGCCCUCAGCCAGGUUGUGAUGAACUUGAGCCCUGGAAAGAUUGUUGAUCAGGAGCUUGGGUUUCACGCUCAUAGUAUCACUUCGCCAGAUGGGCUAGCCGAUGUCACGCUCCGACUUUCGUAG